Molecule: messenger RNA, 819 nt
Organism: Cornus florida
Lineage: Eukaryota; Viridiplantae; Streptophyta; Magnoliopsida; Cornales; Cornaceae
Product: chitinase 10-like
Exons: 3
Coding region: 1-819 (272 amino acids)
Biological process (GO): chitin catabolic process; cell wall macromolecule catabolic process; carbohydrate metabolic process
Molecular function (GO): chitinase activity
Source: RefSeq, a predicted model, not a curated record
AUGACAAUCCACUUUCUGGUCCUCAUCUCUGCUUUUUGGUCAUGUCUGCUUUGUUCUGUAACCUUCGAAGCCCAUGCUCAGAGAUCCUCUCUCCAUCAUCUGAUAAGUGAAGAUCUAUUCACUGCAAUCUUUUCACACAAGGAUGACAGUGCAUGCCCCGCCAAGGGCUUCUAUACAUAUCAUUCUUUCAUCAAAGCCACGAAAAGAUUUCCCACUUUUGGCAACACCGGAAAUAUAACUACACGCAAGCGGGAGAUUGCAGCAUUUCUCGCUCAAACUUCUCAUGAAACCACCGGAGGAUGGGCAACAGCACCCGACGGGCCAUAUGCUUGGGGUUAUUGCUUCAAAGACGAAGUCAAUCCUGGCAGCAAUUACUGCAACUCCACCAACAAGAAAUGGCCUUGCUACCCUGGCAAAUCUUACCAUGGAAGAGGACCCAUUCAACUAUCUUGGAACUAUAACUAUGGUCCGGCAAGCAAGGCCUUGGGGUUCAAUGGGCUUAAACAUCCGGAAAUAGUUUCCAACAAUUCCUUGGUUGCUUUCAAAACGGCUCUCUGGUUUUGGAUGACAAAGCAAAGCCCAAAACCUUCCUGUCACGACGUGAUGACGGGACGCUACGUACUCAAACAAGCCGACUUGGAAGCAAAUCGGACUGCUGGCUACGGCCUGGUGACUAACAUAAUCAAUGGUGGACUUGAAUGUGGCAUGCCCAACAACAGCCAGGUUAACGAUAGGAUAGGCUAUUUCAAGAGAUAUACCAAGCUUUUUAAUGUGGACACUGGACCUAAUUUAGACUGUGAGAACCAGAAACCCUUUUAA